Molecule: messenger RNA, 1303 nt
Organism: Ectocarpus siliculosus
Lineage: Eukaryota; Phaeophyceae; Ectocarpales; Ectocarpaceae
Source: the annotation of a GenBank genome assembly
CUCUGCUUGCUGUGCUGUGUAGCAGACAAAACAGCACUAGGAUAAUCGAGAGCUCUCUGCAGAGAGGGGGGAGAGCUCGAGACGGGGAGGGUGGCGAUUGAUCUUCUAAGGAAAAACAGCUCUUCGUUAAUCCGGCACCAGGCCCUCCAUCAAAAUCAGACGGCCGCGCCUGUUUGUGUAGACACCAGCGGAUUGCAAGCUCGGCCCUGAUUGUAGCGGCGCUUUGCACACCAUGGACACUACCGACGCGCCCCAGAUGAUGGAACACAUCCACAAGUCGAUUACGUUCACACCGAACGACACACGAUGGGUGCCGUGCAGCGCUCGUUUCGUCGUCACGGGGAUACACCCGCGUGCCAAGGGCGCUCUAGUGGUAUACGAGCUUAACAAGGGCAAACUCAAGCUUGUUCAUGAGAGGGAGACGGACGCAGGCAUCAAGUGUUGUACUUUCGGAGCGUCGUCGCUAGAGGACCGACAUUUGGCUUGCGGGGAUUAUAACGGCAAGCUUGCCAUCUAUGAUCUAGAGAGAAACGACGUCGCGGCCUGGUCGGCAAGCGCUCACAAGUCCAUCAUCAACGCUGUGGAUGGGUUGGGGGGGCCGGAGUCUACAUACGGGGCCCCCGAGCUGGUAACCGGAGGAAGAGAUGGGUGUGUCCGCGUGUGGGACCCUAGGAUCAGCGAGCCGGUUGUGAAGCUGGAGCCAAGAGAGGGAGAGACCGCACGGGAUUGUUGGACCGUUGCAUUCGGAAACGCCUACACGGACGAAGACCGCUGCUUGACCGCUGGCUACGACAACGGCGACGUCAAGCUUUUCGACCUCAGGACGCAGACUAUGCGGUGGGAGACUAACGUGAAGAACGGCGUUACCGGCCUGGACUUCGACCGAAACGACAUCGAGAUGAACAAGUUGGUCGUAACGACGCUCGAGUCCAAGUUCCGCACGUACGACAUGCGGACGCAGCACCCGGAGGCUGGGUUCGCCCACCUCAGCGAGAAGGCUCACAAGUCCACGGUGUGGCUCGCGAGGCAUCUCCCUCAGAACAGAGACCUGUUCAUGACCGGGGGAGGCAACGGCGGGUUCAACCUGUACAAGUACCACUACCCGAGCUCGCGUACGAAGAAUGACAAGGAGAACAUCCCGAUGGGCGUGGUUGGCAAGGUAGAGCUCCUAAACUCGAGGGUCAUCUCCUCGCAGCCCAUCGUCAGCUUCGACUGGAGCCCGGACCGCGAGGGGCUGUGCUGUCUCAGUUGUCUCGACCAGACCGUGCGCGUGUACAUCGUCACCAAGCUCGGAAAAUUCUGA